Myripristis murdjan (pinecone soldierfish) is the source of this 5402-nucleotide messenger RNA. Its product is annotated as cyclin-dependent kinase 5 activator 1-like. NCBI's taxonomy places the organism in Eukaryota, Metazoa, Chordata, Actinopteri, Holocentriformes, Holocentridae. Gene Ontology annotation, molecular function: protein kinase binding; cyclin-dependent protein serine/threonine kinase activator activity. The transcript is spliced from 3 exons. Gene Ontology annotation, biological process: brain development; axon guidance. Bases 705 to 1712 code for a protein of 335 amino acids. Gene Ontology annotation, cellular component: cytoplasm; protein kinase 5 complex; growth cone. The record is from RefSeq and is a predicted model, not a curated record.
AUAAGCUGUCGUCUAUUUUUGGAAUGUGUAGUAGCCAUUUUCCCCCUCGUCUCUCGGAAUUCAUCUCCUUCUGAGUUGAUGUUAAUUUGAGGUUGAUGGUUGUGUUUUAUUUAUGUAAUGAGGGAGGUUCGUCCGAGCUGUCAGCAUCAUAGCGGGAGCGGGUAUUAACAGCCUUGAUCGUAUAGAUUUUCGGUUCUCAAUGGAAGACAUCUUCCCCCUCACUGCGAGUGAAGCACAUUUCGCAUCUGUUCCGCAUCUGUAUUUCCACCGACGAGCGAGAGACUUGCAUUAUUCCUGAAUGAAGAUUUAGAUCGCCAAAGUCGCCCACCAGGAGAACCUGUAGGCCUAACGCUGGGUUAUUUUCACUGAUUGUGGGCCACGUUGGACCGAACCGUCUUCACGCCCAGGAACCCUGGACAGCUCCGAGCAACACGCUUAUGUCGGCGGCCGAGGUGUGAAAAUCAACCGAGAACAGGCUGAGAGCAGUCACAUUUUGACCGCAUUUACCUGGUAGAAAAGGGUCAAGGUGUGAGUCUACAUGGAUUUGAUAAGAAGACUCGAUUAAUUUAAAGGUUAGGCUUCCUCCCAAGGUGAAACACCUCAGUUCUUCCAAAGCUCUUUGUUUGUUCCAAUCAGAGAACUUGUUCCCCACGGCUCCCUACUUCAUCCCUCCUCGUUCCUUCUGAUAACCCACACUAAACAUCAUGGGAACGGUACUGUCACUGUCCCCAAGCUACCGCAAGGCGGCGCUGUUUGAGGAUGGCCCGGCCACAGUGGGCCACUACACGGCUGUCCAGAACAGUAAGAACGCUAAGGACACUGCCACCGCUGCUGCGAAGAGCCUCAAACGCCCCUCCAUCAUUAGCGUGCUGCCAUGGAAACGCAUCGUGGCUGUGUCAGCGAAGAGGAAGGGCUCCAAGAAGCUGCCAUUGGACGGUGGGGACGCGGGAAAGGGGAGCUCUCCGGAUGGCCACACAGCGGCCUCCACCAACUCAGCCUCCAACAGCCUGAAGCUGAAGAAGUCCCAAUCCUGCGCCAACCUGUCGUCUUACUCAUCCAGCAAGGACCCCUCGGCCACCACCACCACUACCUCCUCUCACCUGCCCACCUCCAAGACCCUGGCCAACGUAGCUACUGUUGCCACCAAGAAGAACUCCCUCACAGGCUCUGGGAUCCAGUCGUCCAAUGCAGCUGGCACGCCGAAACGCGUCAUCGUCCAGGCCUCCACCAGUGAGCUGAUGCGCAGCCUGGGUGAGUUCCUGUGCCGCCGGUGCUACCGUCUGAAGCGUUUAUCCCCAACGGACCCAGUGCUGUGGCUGCGCAGCGUGGACCGCUCUCUCCUCCUGCAGGGCUGGCAGGACCAGGGCUUCAUUACCCCCGCCAACGUGGUUUUCCUCUACAUGCUGUGCCGUGAUGUGGUCUCUGCUGAGGUGGCUUCUGAGCGCGAGCUGCAGGCCUCGCUACUCACCUGCCUGUACCUGUCCUACUCCUACAUGGGCAACGAGAUCUCUUACCCGCUGAAGCCCUUCCUGGUCGAGGCGGAGAAGGAGGCCUUCUGGGACCGCUGCCUGGAGAUCAUCAACCGUAUGAGCGGCAAGAUGCUCCAGAUCAACACCGACCCGCACUUCUUCACCCAGGUGUUUGCUGACCUGAAGAAUGAGAGCAAGAAAGAGGAGGAGAAGACCAGGCUCCUCAUUGGUCUUGACCGAUAAGAGGAACCUGGAAGGGGGGGAGGGAGGUAAUGGGAUUGAUGGAGUUAAUAGGGUGAGGAUGCAUGAAAGGAUGGAUGGGUAGCUGGUUGUGGAUGCAGUGUAGCACUACAGUUUAUCAGCACUGUUGUCUGGCGUCUCUAAUGUUUUAAGUAUAACCAAAUUUCCUGUUGAUGUGCUGUGUACAAAACCGAACAAAGAGCAAUAUAAAUACGGCAUUUAAAUAAUUUUGGAUUGGGUAAUGAAGCACUUAAGCACUAACAGGCUAUCAGAUGGAGGCAGUAACCGAUCUCCUGUGUCUUGCCUCGAGGCAGCAAUUAGUCUCUGGAGCAUUUUUACAAUCACAGCGCAGAUCGAAAUCAUCGUGCUGGACACACCAUCAGCCACAUUAUCUCAAACAACUUGAUCUGAUUAGAUUCUCAAGACUGAGAGGUAACUUGUUUACAUCAAAUGUCUGAGCCUGCUUGGCUCAGAAUAUGAGGCUUUGAAAGAGAUAUGAUCAUAAGUGUGUCAAGACUGAUGUAACAGACAAUAAAAACAGAAGGUCAUUUAUUAUCAAACACCUGGCCUUCUUUCAUGAUAUGACAGUAAUAGCCUGUGAGAAAGAGACAUGAUCUUUGUGAUAUUUAUUUUUUACCUCAGGCCAUGAGGCACACCUCAGUCUGACCUAUUCAUUGCUUUUGUGGAAUAAAUAAUGAUAUGCUCCCAUUGAAGUAGCAAGUAUUUUUCUAUCUUUAAAUAACAAAUGAAGAGAUUGGAAACGCCAGUCAAUAUGUCUGUAAACUGCUCAUGUACAUAUUUAAUGGGUUAUAUAAUGAUUAUAAAGAUUCAGGAUAUAAAGACAACAGAAGAGGCAAAUAAAGAACUAGUCAGUGUGAUAGUAUCCAGGCAUUGUGACAAUAGAGGAAUGUCAGGGUAGCAGAGCGAUAAUGAAAAACGAUAACCACAUUGCAUGAGACCACUUCAUGUCCUUGCAUAGUGAAGCCCACACUUGAUCACCUGCAUAUUGCCAACUCCCCUUUACCUUAUUCCUUAUAUUGUCCUGCCCAAGCUUAUUGCACUCACACAACGCUAGCAAUGCGGAGCACUGGUGAAAUUUCCAAAAAAGAAAAAAAAAAAAACAAACAAUAACAACAUUUAGGGCACAUUUUUUGGAAAAGUGGGUUAAGUCAAUCAAGCACAGAAAAUCAACAGUAAGAAAAUCUGCUUUAAAUUGGGACACCAGCUAUUUAUUUUUAGAGUAUGAAAAUGUAAUCCCUUGAACACUGAUUAACGAUCAGUAAGCACGGCCUAAGCUGUUUACAUCUACUAAAACACAGGAAAAUGUAAUACUGACCCCAGACAAGAUGUUCAGCAAAGAAUUAAUUCAUUCCUUUCUGUUUACCUGCAUUUUGUCCAGCUGUCUAUAUUGGUGCUGUCCUAAUGCUUAGCCACAUUUGAACAUUAUAUACAGGUGACUGUCAGUUUCCACCCACUGAUAGAGAGACAGAAGCAGAGAAAAAGAAAGAAAGAAAGAAAGAAAGAAAGAAAGAAAGAAAGAAAGAAAGAAAGAAAGAAAGAAAAAAUGAAAAUGAUUUCACUCCCAAAUUUACUCUGUGCUUUGCAGUAUCACCGAGAAUGCUGAUUCUCACCUACACUUUUCAUUUCCAUCUCAAAUCAUUGUGCUUAUGUCGUGCACUUCACGCAGAAUGACGGAUGAGUGGUGCUGGGACAUGGAGGACAGGCUUCUGGGCCUGGGAGAAUAGAUCAUGUGAUUCCUCCUGACCAAUGGCUACACAAGUCCAGGUGAAAGAAAAUGUGAUUAUAUCCCAAGUGAAAGAGAUUCGAGUGACUACUGUAGGUGAAGGCAGGGGCGGAUCUGACUUUUCUUCCACCGCAACACUUUGAUGUUGCUGUCGACUCUUGACUCGAGGGACCAUCGCUGCUGUUUGAAGUGUCGCCCCUUGCCCCCCCUACCUCAUUACUCUCUACAGCAAACUGACAAACAAAACAAAAAAACAGAUUCUCUCUAUGUCCAUCUGGUCCAAUCUGGUCCAAACCAGUCCUGUCCUGUCUGGUGCGGCCCAGUCUAGUCAUCCCAUAUUAGAGACUCUCUGGCCUGCUGAUCUGAUGGCUCUUAUUUCUUCACUGAAUUGUGUUGACAUGCAUGUGUGCUUCUAUAGGUUUCCUUGCAUGCUGCUUUGUGUUGGACACACCACAACAUGCAUUGCAGAAGAGACUAAGUGGUGGCCACACCGAACUGAAAAAAGCUAGACUUAGUGAUGUGACAUCCUAAAGAUGACAGAAUUUGGGUUCUCAUUCGGCUUGCUUUCGCAGCUUUGCACAAGAAAUCUCUAAUGAAGGGAACAUGUCAAGAAAACUUAUUUUUAACCCAGUGGAAGCUACUGUACAAGUUUAGCCCAUAUUAGCGCAGUUUGGUUUCCAUGCUGGGUUUGGUCUUGGUUCUGUGGUGCUUGGGGGCCUGUUUCCCUCUAAAAUUUAAAUAAUAAACCCUUUCGCUUUGCAUAACUACCAAAGCUCAGUUAUUGAGAGGCUAUGUGACCUGCAAAUUCCUGAAGGCAUGCCCAUCACAACCAACAGAGGAAAAGUGAGGCAAAGAUGUAAAAAGUUGCACCUCUACAGUGCAUACAGGCAGGUAUCCUGUCUGAAGUCAAAGAAAUGCCUAAGUAAACAUCUUCCCGAUGGAUAUAAUGCUGUUUCUGCAUCCAAAUAAAACACAGUCAGUUCCACUCAUGAGCUGGAAAUAUUUCUUGUCCAUCAGCUCAUACCUUUUAAUUUUAAAAUCCCAUUGCUGAACAUGAGCAUGCUGCUGGUCAUAACUAAACCUCAGACUUCAAUUUUUGGUGAUUCAAGGCUUUUACUUGAACCAAAGGAUUAAAUAAUUCUCUUGAGACUUGUUUUAUUAUGUUUGGACUCAGAAACCCCUCACAUAGUCUGUUUUAUUAAGUCAAAGAUGUAUUUUUGUGAAUCUAAACUGAGCACUGUUUUUCUUAUUUUUUGACAGGAUGUUUUUUAAAUGCAAUGCAGCAGUCCUCAUCAUGUUCCCUCCAGAGAGAUUCCUUGCCUUCAUAAUGUCACAUUACUUAGCCUGCCUGUAGCCAACAAACUGUCUUCAGUUUUAGAAAAGUCCCACCUUCUCAAAGAGGGUGGAGAUCUUGUGCCAUAAUGUUCUAAAAGACUCCAUGUUUUUAAAUAGAAACCAACAAAACAAAAUGCUCUAUGAACCAACACUACAAGUCUCUGACUGCUGAACAAGAAAGACUAUUUCAGUACGCAAUCAUGCAUACAUUUUUCUCUACUUUGUUACAUGUCUGAGAUGAGGACAAAAAUGACUUGUUGAUAUAGCAAGGACAUGGAUGGCCAGAGUAAAGAUGGAUUAAAGUGAAUGCGUCACUUUGCAAACCAAAACUGGAGUCUCAUCAAUGCCGGAGGCCUCGUCAACAUUCUGUUAGCAACUUAAUAACUUAUUGAAAACAGUUAUCUGUUUGCCUUUCUAGUGGCAGAACAGCACAUAAAAGUUUUUCCUCAUUCAUCAACAGAGAAUUUAACAGCUUAGUAGUGAACAUAACAGAGUGCCAUGAACGUCUCCACUGUUGGCUGGGUGUCUCCAAAUGACGGGUGAUGUAUUAACUCUGGUUGUGUUUAUGUAUAGCUAAAGACCAACUGGGCUGCAGAAGGUAUUGUGCUGUAAAA